GAUGGACUAGCAAUUGCAACAGCCUGGAAGGUCAAAAUACUUCAGAUUGAGUUCUCUUGUGGUAGUAUGGCAGCAGCGUUCCUAAAUGGCAAGGAUGCAAACUCUCUCCUCAAACGUUUUCCACGGGCUAAUGGCUUCCUGGAGGAGUUCCGGCCGGGCAACAUUGAGAGGGAGUGUGCUGAGGAGAGCUGCAGCUUUGAGGAGGCCAAUGAAGUGUUUGAAAAUAAAGAGCGAACGAUGGAGUUCUGGAAAAACCGCAGCAUCUACACAGUGAACAGCAAUGCUGAUUCCCGCUCGGAGCGCCCGGACGCUGUGUACAUGGUGGUGCCCCUACUGGGCGUGGCUCUCCUCAUCAUCAUUGCGCUCUUCCUCAUCUGGCGCUGUCAACUGCAGAAGGCCACACGUCGGCGUCCGGCCUACACCCAGAACCGCUAUCUGGCUAACCGUAACGCCCGCAGCCUCCCGCGCAUCCUGGUGCACCGGGACCCUCCCUCGCAUUCAGAGAACUCUCACGCCAAUGACAGGCCCAGCGUGGUGGUCAGCAGUGCCCAGAGGGGCGGGGCUUCAGUCAUGCCGCAAGAUGCCCAUCAUCACGCCAGCCACUCUCAGAACAAUCGCUCCCUGUACGUGCAAGAUUCGUCUUUGUCCGUGGCUUCCCACCUGUCCGGGGCAACCCCACCGCCAUCCUACGAGGAAGUUACCGGCCACUUAGAGAGCAGCAGCGAUGAGACGACAGCCCCCUACAGUGAUCCUCCACCCAAAUAUGAGGAGAUAGUGCUAGAAAAGUGAGAGUUUUCAUAAAAGAGGACACAUAUAGUGGUAACCAAACAUUAGGGAUACACUGGUUCCCAAGCACUUAUCCUAAUGUGGCUCUCACACUAAACAGAGUGUGCAGGCUAUGUAUGUGACGGUCUCCUUGUGUCGUUGAUCGGUUUGUGGACUGCACUGGUAAACGUGGUUGUUUUUCAAGUCGCAAAGGGUCCUACUACCUUCACGCUCAUGCGGUCUUCUCACCAUUUCCGUGUACCUUCACUCCACCUUCAACCUCUCACACCGCAACCCACGGCUGCAACGGCUGCCCUUCAGAACGAGAAUGUAUAGAAGUGAAGAAGAGAUAUUGCCAAGUUGUGCGCUGCAUGGUAAUCGCAUCGGGCAUCAAGCUUUAGAGCCUGCUAGGAAUCGAAAGGAGCGUUCAUGUGGGAAAACAAGAUGAUGUGCCAAAUCUAAUUGGUGUAUCGUAGAAAUGUUCAGACACGGAAUAUUUAUAGAGUGUGCGUGCUGUCCUUUCUUGUGCUUAUAAAUUUGUGAUUUCAUAGAUUCCCUUAUACCAGCAGUAUCUCUGAUCCAUGCCAACGUCCUUAGAAUUAGUAAUACAUGUAAACUGUAACACUGAUGGGAACAAAACAAAUGCAAAAUACAACAUCCAAGUCACAUAUUUGUAAAAUUGAAUAUGGCGAUUACACCGUCGUUUGGAAAAUGCACUCAAAGGUAUGCACACAGUUUGAUUGUUUACAGCCACAUACACAGAAAUUUACAUAGACUGUAAUGCGUUUGUUUCGUAUGGAGCUGGGCCUUAGAAACACAGAGUAGUCAAUCAAAUCGUCUGCUCAGCUGCUUGUGAUUUUACGGUCAUUGAGAGAUUUUACCUCAAACGCUGUGCUCACACAAUCACUCUCCAAGACACAAAUGCACAAAAACUCACACAAAAUACUGUGUUUGGGGCUCAAUCAUUGGAUAAUACAACAUUCCAGGCCCUCGAUUUUCUUGUUUUGUUGUUCUCCCCAUCGUACUCAGACUGUUUACAAUGCGUUUUAUUACUCUUUUUUUUAUUUUUUAUAACAGCAUAAAAACUGUGUGAAUUUGUACAAAGCUUUCUGUGGCUUUUGACAUCACCAGGUGCUAUACUGUACUAUAAUGCUGCUUGUUCUCACCUUGUUUUCCUCCUCAUCACUAUCUCUCUGUGUAUAAGGCUUGUGCUCUAACUGGUCAGCCAAACUGCCCAUCUAUUACAUGCAGCUGAAUCAUCUUUUCCAGCUCAGGUUUAAGCCAAUGAACUGCUGCCAUUGUAGUAAAUGUGUAAACAAUAUCUCACACUGCCAACCUUUCAGUGACUAGGAUAUUUGACUUGUGCGGUCACAUUUACCAGUGUUCUGUGAAUUUUCGCGGGCAAAAUGCAGUUAUUUUUCGUGAGAGCGUAAGAUUGCCCUAUGCAGAUUUCGCAACGUGUUCAAGCUGGUCACUCUCAUUAGCCACACUGACCAACAGAAAGAUGCUUGGUUUGAAAGUGACUUCUCUGUGAGCUGUGCUUCAUAUAU
Molecule: messenger RNA, 2315 nt
Organism: Sinocyclocheilus anshuiensis
Lineage: Eukaryota; Metazoa; Chordata; Actinopteri; Cypriniformes; Cyprinidae
Product: transmembrane gamma-carboxyglutamic acid protein 3-like
Exons: 4
Coding region: 67-789 (240 amino acids)
Cellular component (GO): extracellular region
Molecular function (GO): calcium ion binding
Source: RefSeq, a predicted model, not a curated record